GUGUACGGCACUGGCGAUCUUGGCCGUGUGGUUGCGGCCAUGAACGCGAAGGCUCUCGUGGCUGGGGGAGUACUGUUGCGCCGGGUGAAGGCGGAGUCUGACAAGAGGCUCGAAGCUGCGGCUGAACAGCUUCAUUUGACUGUGGAGAACGAGAAGCUCAAAAAGGAGAUAGCGGUGCUUCAAGCUCUUGAUGACUUGCGGAAAAAACAGAACGAAGAGUUGGAGGAGAGGGCGCGACGCCAUGAUACUGUUGUUUCUGAAAUGCAGAAAGAAUUGGAUUCGAAGGAGGCCACCAUUGAGGGCCUGAGGCAGGAAAUUGUGAAAAGUGUUGAUAACGCCAAGAAGGCGGAGAGUCUCGCUGUUCAACUCUCCGGCGAGUGCUCUAAGAAGGAUCAACUUAUUGAGAAAUUACAAGAGGAAGCCCGAGAGAACACGCAACUGCUUAGCGAGGCCACUGAAGAAAUAGUUGAAAAGAGCUCAGAGAUCUACGAAGCUUACAGAGAUGCGCUCGCGACCUUCGGGGCAGAGCCGAACCUUUGUUGAGGUCCGAUGGCCUGGGUUUAAAUGGGCUUCUUGACUGGAUGCUCAAGGAAUUUGCCGUCUUGGGAAAUAUCUUGACUGAUAUCUCAGACAACUCGGCAGUUAUCUCUUGUGAGAAUGCCUUCGCCUUGCUCGAGCAUGAAGGCUAUCAAGACCUGGGCAAGAUUACUGCUCCUGGGUAUCAGUUCCCGGAGUCCUCGGAGUUGGAAACCUAUUGUGGCCGAAUUCAAACUGUGAAGAAGGCUUUUCUGCGAAGGUUCUGGCUGUCUGCUGGUCGCCAAACUUUGCGUGACAUAGCUCGCCAGCGUCUUGAAGAGUCCAAACGAGCUUGUGAGGCCGCAAAAGGAGUUGUCAACGAAGGUGUAGAUCCUGGAGAACUCACUGGGGCAUCUGGCCAGAUCGGGAGCGAUAACGACGAAGAAGACCCGAAGGUCUAGGGGUUUUUAGUUUUUGAGAUGAACUUGACUUUUUGUGAAGUAAAUUCUGAUGUAAAUAUUCCCACCCUGGCCAGGCGAUUGUGCCGGCAGGUCAAACACUUUAUGUGGCGCCGCUUCGAGUCGGGCGCGAUGGUGUUGCUGCACUUUGGACAGACUGGGAGCGUUUCAGCUUCGCUCACCCGGGUGCGAGCGUUGUCGAGUUUUUGAACGCUAGUGGUGCCACGAGUAUCUGAGUUGUGAUGAACAAUGCCCUUGUUGGGGUGGAUAAUGUUGAUUUUAUGGUUGAUGUAA
Molecule: messenger RNA, 1268 nt
Organism: Panicum virgatum (switchgrass)
Lineage: Eukaryota; Viridiplantae; Streptophyta; Magnoliopsida; Poales; Poaceae
Exons: 2
Coding region: 40-543 (167 amino acids)
Source: RefSeq, a predicted model, not a curated record